UUCUGCUACAGGGAAGGGAAGGAGGAGGAGGCAGGCACGUUCAUUCUCCAAAGUUUAAAUCUAUAGUUUUAAUGCACAACUUUCUGGCCAGUCCAGCAAAGUUAAGCAGAGUUGUGCGCGUGUGACACGUGUUGCCACUAUUUGGACACUUGUGACCACUAUUAGGAAGAUGUCGGAUUCGGGAGUCAACCCACACUUGGAGGGAAUUAUUUUGGAUUUUGAAGCUCUGAAGAGGUCCUUCGAGGUAGAGGAUGUUGACACUUCAGCUCACUCUUCUCCUGGCUCUCGACGCACAACCAACUCCCCCCACCGCAACGCCAUGUCUCCCACCAGCAUCUACUACCGCGACCUGGGCACCGCCGCCUCUGUUACCAACAACAACAACCUCAACUACACCCAACCUCGCUCCAUCAUGGGCGGAGGAGGCUCCAAGACCCCCGAGCCCGUGUCGCGCCGCUCAGAGCUGUCCAUCGAUAUCUGCUCUGCGCCCAGCAAGCAGGUGGACGCCACAAGCCCCGCCUCCGUGCGCUUCGCAACCAACAGCGCCCUGAAACGCCCCGAGGUCCUCGGCCACUCCAGGACUCCAGAAAUGAGCCACAAGAGGGAGGUCACGUUUGCCAAGACGGACUCCCCGGGGACGCGCCGCAAUGAAGGCAGCAGUAACGCCAACGGGACCGGCCGCACCCCAGAACAAAGUCACACCCGCAAGUUUGAGCCUCCGAGCCCCGGGGACAUCCGCAAACCCGAAAUCAGUAUCACAAGAGCUCCGGUGGAGAACAACGGCCACCACCCGCCAGUGCACCACCCGCACCAUCCUAAUCCCCAUCACAACACUGUCGUCACCACCUUCCGAUGCUCCUCACCAAACCACGCUGGACGUAAAUCCCCCAACCCUGACCGGUCAGAAGUCAGUCUGAGCCACGGCAACAUGUCCGACUACACCAAGCCACACCACCCCAACCCGCCGCACGGCAAAGGGGACAAGGCCCAGCACGGCGGCGACUUCAGCUAUGUCGGCAUUGACGCCAUCUUGGAGCAGAUGAGGAGGAAGGCCAUGAAGCAAGGCUUUGAGCUCAACAUCAUGGUUGUGGGGCAAAGCGGCUUGGGCAAGUCCACUCUGAUGAACACGCUGUUCAAAUCGAAGGUGAGCCGCAAGUCGGUCGAGCCCAACGCGGAGGACAGGAUCCCAAAGACUGUGGAGAUCAAGUCCAUCAGUCACGAUAUUGAGGAAAAAGGUGUGAGGAUGAAGCUGACGGUCAUCGACACGCCAGGCUUCGGGGAUCAGAUCAACAAUGAGAACUGCUGGCAGCCGAUCAUGAAGUUCAUCAAUAACCAGUACGAAGCCUACUUACAGGAAGAGAUCAACAUCGACAGGAAGAAGAGGAUCCCAGACUCCAGGGUGCACUGCUGCAUAUACUUCAUCCCGCCCACUGGCCACUGUUUGAGGCCCCUGGAUGUGGAGUUCAUGAAGCGUCUCAGCAAGGUGGUGAACAUCGUGCCCGUCAUCGCCAAGGCCGACACGCUCACGCUGGAGGAGAGGGACAACUUCAAGCAGACGAUAAGGGAAGAGUUGCGAGCCCACGACAUCGAUGUCUAUCCCCAGAAAGAGUUCGACGAGGACGCGGAGGACAGGAUGAUUAAUGAUAAAAUCAGGGAAAUGAUUCCUUUUGCUGUGGUGGGCAGUGACCAGGAGUACCAGGAGAACGGGAAGAGGAUUCUGGGCAGGAGAACAAAAUGGGGCACCAUAGAGGUGGAGAACAUUGCACACUGCGAGUUUGCUUACCUGCGAGACCUCCUGAUCAGGACACACAUGCAGAACAUCAAGGACAUCACGGGCAGCAUCCAUUACGAGAUGUACCGCGUGCGCCGGCUCAACGAGUCCAACAGCCGCUUGACCCCUCACCCGCCCGAGCGUGCCCCUGCUCAGCUCAAGGCCAACGGCCAACCCGAGCCGCCGCCGGGCGCGGCCGUGCAGGCCAACGGAGUGGCUGUCCAACAUCAAGUUCUCGCCCACGAGAUGUAGACGCACACACGACAACAUGAACAGGUUCUUUUGCAUACACAUGCUCUAUGCACGCAAAUCUUGUUUUCCCUAAUAGAACUUUAUCAGUAAAAGCAAAAAUGACCCAAAGCACAGCAAUAAAAACUUUUUCUGUUAUAAUCUACGUUUAGCUUUGUGUCAAUACACAGCAGGGGUGGGGAACCGACGGCCAAUGAGAACAUUUGAUCCAUCAUUCAUCCAUUUCUAUACUGUUUAAUGUCAUUAGGGUCGCGGGUGCUUCGGAGCCUAUCCCGGCUGACUUCUGGCGAGAGGCGGGGGUACACGCACGCCAACCAAUCGCAGGGCACAUGUAGACAAACGAGCACUCGCGUUCACACUCGAGGACAGUUUUGAGUCUUCGGUGAACCCCAACAUGCAGAAGAUGUUUUUGGAAGGUGGCAGAAAAAACUUCACGGAGAAAACCCACGCAAGAACGGGGAGAACAUGCCAGCUCCUCACAGGAAGGUCAUAGCCUGGAUUUGAACCCCCAACCUCUGAACUGUGAGGAGGGAUGUGGUAAACAUCUGUCAUGCUGACGCCAUGCCAUUAUAACAACAAACAAACAAAAAACAUCAGAGGGACUGUUUAAAAAGCCCACGAACAAAGCAGCAAUGCUCAUAAUUUUCUCAGAGAUGUAAUAUGGCCCUCAGAGGACUUUAUUACAAAAAGAAAAGCACGAGAGCCCUGCCAGAAAAGGGGGUUUAAAAAAAAAAAAAACAGAAUAAUGUUGUUAUAUUUGCUGGAAAAUAUGUGUUUGGUUAAGGAAAAAAAUCUUAUUUGCUAAAGGGAAAAAGUUGUAAUUUUACAUAAAUCAAAAAUGAAAAUCACAAUUUUAUGGGAUUCAAAAUCUAAACAGAAAAAAAGCCUUAUCAAAAAAGAACCCAGUAUUAUGCUUUUAUUUUUAUUUUAAAAAUUCUAAUGCUAAUACUAUGCUAUUUCCACCAAAAAUGAUGUUAUUCUCAUCAAAUUAUGCUAUUUUUUACAUUUAAAAUAGUGAUGACUUUAUUCCCAUAAGAUUUUUCUGUAACUUUGAUCACUCUACUUUUCUAUAGUAGAAUACCACUUGAAUCAUGAAAUAUGACUUUUUCUUGGAAAUAAAAUUCCAAACCAAAUACAACUUUUUUUUCUUGGUAAAUAUGACUUUUUCCCCUCCGAAAAAUACCACUUUUUUUUUUUUUUUUUUUUGUUUCUUUCUCUUCUCAACGUGGCCCUUUGUACUUCACCAUUGGCCCCUGCAAAAGGUUGCCCACCCCUGAUUUUCAGUAGACAGUAAGGAAUCUCACACGGCAUUUAAACAUCAUCAAGGUGGUCACAAACAGCUUUUUGUACUGUAGAUUAGCUCUGAUUGGUUUACUUUUUGUGUUGUCAUAUAGUCCUGUCUAGUUACUCGGCUGUGUCAGGAUAUUUAGAGUAGCUUUAUUGUAUUAAGGAGGACGUGAAGACAAAUUUGACGCUUGCACACUGCAAAUUGAGAUGAGAGCAAGAGAGUGGAACAGCUAUUGGAAAAGUGUCAUCAUAUUCCCCCCCCACCCCACUGUGAUUCUUUAAAAAAAAAAAAAAAAAAUCCUUAUUGUCGCACUGUCUUCUCUCCUAUAUAAAGCAGUCACCUCAUAUUUUACAGUGUUCAUUUACCUCUGUAUUUUUAUUCAUCUUGUGACAAUAUUGUAAACGAUGUGGCGGAAACUGUGCCAUGUGCCAUCCUUUUGUCCAUUUCUUUGGCCUGUAAAUCGAUAUUAACGUCUUUUUUUUUUUUUUUUUUGUAUGAUAAAGAAUAUUCGUGUUUAGUUAAGCCAUUCUUUCCACAACUUGGACUACAACUGUUGACUUCAAGAAGCGUGUGGCAAGUUCAUAGCAAUAAGAAGGUGUCGUGUUGCCCGCACCUGCUUGUGAAGCGCACGUGUGUGUCCGUCAAUUGUAAGUACAUCUAAUCGUGACUUGAGAAACCGUGACAUUUACAUCACAAGGUGAAACUGUUGAGUUUGAGUCGCAUGUUUUUGCUGUCAUUUGGAAAUGUGCGCCAAGAGACUUCCUUCAAAUAAGAAACGGCUUUCACGCCGCUUUUUCCUGUUUCCUUUUUAUUCAACAGACGCACCGGGCAUCUUUUACAACAUUUCCAUAAUUAUCUUGCAAUCAGAUGAUCGAAUCACCACACCGAAAUGAUUUCAGCGCUGCUUUAUUAUUAACCAAGGGAGUUAUUGGGUUACUCUUUGUUUACUGUUGUAUAGUUAAUUGUUAUUUGUGAUGGUAUAAUAGAGUUAAGGUUUCAUCUUUGAUAUGCAAUGCUCAAAGAAUAAAGAUUAUUUUUAUUGUUUAA
Molecule: messenger RNA, 4355 nt
Organism: Phyllopteryx taeniolatus (common seadragon)
Lineage: Eukaryota; Metazoa; Chordata; Actinopteri; Syngnathiformes; Syngnathidae
Gene: septin9b
Product: septin 9b
Exons: 11
Coding region: 170-2023 (617 amino acids)
Biological process (GO): cytoskeleton-dependent cytokinesis
Cellular component (GO): septin complex; microtubule cytoskeleton; septin ring
Molecular function (GO): GTP binding; molecular adaptor activity; GTPase activity
Source: RefSeq, a predicted model, not a curated record